AUGAUAGGGUGGGGAGAUGUUUACAAUGUGGUGGUGGCGGUGGUGCCGUUAUACGUGGCCUUACUUCUCGGCUACGCCUCCGUGAAGUGGUGGCGGAUUUUCAGGACGGCGGAGCAGUGCGACGCCGUCACGCGCUUCGUGAGCUACUUCACGCUCCCGCUCUUCACCUUCGAGUUCACCGUCCACGUGGACCCCUACCAGAUGAACUAUAAAUUCGCCGCCGCCGAUGCCGUCUCCAAGGCCAUAAUCAUCGCCCUCGUGGCGGUGUGGGCCCGGAGCAGCAGCAAAGGCAGUUUUUCCUGGUCAAUCACUAGCUUCUCUCUCUCCACGUUGACUAACGGCCUCGUGGUCGGCGUGCCGUUGAUCAAGGCCAUGUACGGGCCGCGGGCGGUGGAUCUGGUGGUCCAGGCGUCGGUCAUUCAGGCCGUGGUUUGGUUGACGCUGCUUUUGUUCGUCCUGGAGCUCAGGCAAACCAGGAACAACUUUAGCUCCGGCGGGGGCGGCGCGGCGGCGGGAGAAAAUGGCGGUGAAGAUUUGGAGGGAAAUAGGAAGGCGGUUGUGGAGAACAGUGAUAGGGCGGCGCCUUCGUUUUGGAGGGCGUCCAUGAAGGCGGUUUGGUCCAAGCUGGCAAUGAAUCCUAACACGUAUGGUUGCUUUGGUGGCAUAAUUUGGGCAUUUAUCUCUAAGAGGUGGCACUUUGAAAUGCCAAUCCUGAUGGAAGGCUCCAUACUCAUUCUGUCAAAGGCCGGCACUGGAACCGCCAUGUUUAGCAUGGGGCUGUUCAUGGCAUUGCAAGAGAAAGUGGUAGCAUGUGGUGCGGGUGUGACGGCAAUUGGGAUGGCGUUGAAGUUCAUAGCGGGGCCGGCCGCCAUGGCAGUAGCUUCUUUUGCAGUAGGUCUGCGUGGGGAUAUCUUAAGGGUUGCCAUUAUACAGGCAGCGUUACCACAGUCCAUUACCUCCUUCAUAUUUGCAGUAGAAUACGGACUGCAUGCAAAUGUUCUUAGCACUGCGGUUAUAUUGGGGAUGAUCGUGUCGCUGCCAGUAUUAGUUGGGUACUAUGCAAUUUUGGAGUUUGUACAAUAAUGGGAUGAAGUUAUACACUUAUACUGGACCUGCUUUAAUUGGUCAUCAUCGCCACUUUGAGUCGUAGAAACAAUCGCAUUACAAUUUGUCACCAACUGUCUUUAGUUUCAUAUACCUUGAGCCAGCUUAAAUUCUGGAUGAGGAUUCCUUGUCUGAAAGCACAUUAGAAUUUGUCCCUCAAACUUUUGUAAUUUUCCCAUAUAUGUGUAGCCAUGAGAGGUGCUAAUGCAUUGCAUGUACUCUUCUCUGUUUUGAUAACCUAUUGAGUUCUGUUUUUC
Messenger RNA from Ipomoea triloba (trilobed morning glory), 1361 nucleotides. Its product is annotated as auxin efflux carrier component 5-like. Bases 1 to 1083 code for a protein of 360 amino acids. The record is from RefSeq and is a predicted model, not a curated record. Gene Ontology annotation, molecular function: auxin efflux transmembrane transporter activity. Lineage: Eukaryota; Viridiplantae; Streptophyta; Magnoliopsida; Solanales; Convolvulaceae. Gene Ontology annotation, cellular component: plasma membrane; endoplasmic reticulum. Gene Ontology annotation, biological process: auxin export across the plasma membrane; auxin polar transport. The transcript is spliced from 5 exons.